Messenger RNA from Paramuricea clavata, 5885 nucleotides. The record is from the annotation of a GenBank genome assembly. Lineage: Eukaryota; Metazoa; Cnidaria; Anthozoa; Malacalcyonacea; Plexauridae.
CAAUUUGAUAUAUAGCCCAACGUUCAGUGUUGAGUAUUUCUGCUCAUAACUCAGAAAAACUAAAAUGCACUGGCUUCAAUUCCCCCCCCUGAGUUAGCCUUCCAGUUUAUUUAUAGUUCAAUGUCCCAAUCUCGUUCCCAGGCCUCCUCCGAAUUUUCUUUGGCACUGAGGGGGAAAUAGACGGGGCAUUUUGCAUAGAUUUCAAUAAUUUCCAGAAAUUUAAGUUUGUUACAAUAUAAACAAAUUCAAUAUGAAAACAAGGUCACUAACAGAGUCAAACUGACAGAAGUUAAGUUGACAGAAGAAACUUUUGGGACCGACAAGUUGGAUAUAUCCAAAACUAUCAAAUGGAUGCGGCAACUGCUAUUGAAAUUGAUGACGUUAGUUUUGAUGUUUGUCCUGUAUGCGAUACUCUGGUAAAGAAAGAGACCUUAGAGCAUCAUGUAGAAGCACAUUUUAAACAUCAAGACAGAAAUGGUAUAAUUACGAUGUAUACGGUAUAAUUAAUGGUAAUUAUAUAUAUAAUUAAUGGUAAUUAUAUAUAUAUAUAUAUAUAUAUAUAUAUAUAUAUAUAUAUAUAUAUAUAUAUAUAUAUAUAUAUAUAUAUAUAUAUAUAUAUAUAUAUAUAUAUAUAUAUAUAUAUAUAUAUAUAUAUCCUAAUUAGUAUUCCUUUGUUGUCAUAUCUUAAGCUAUUCAAAACACUCAAACAUGCGUUUUAUCAUAUCUAAAACACUUGGCUUUGCCCCACACUUGGCUGCGUUUUAAAUAUGAUAAAACACUCCUUUUCGUGUUUUAAAUACUACAUAUAUAUAGGUUAAUUUUUAAACUAUUAAACUGCCAUGUGCCCUCACAUCUGCUUAGUCAAAUGCUAGACAAGGUGCUUUGUAUUUACUGAUUAUAGCUUGUGAAUAAUAGAAGCAUGAUUGUACACUGCACUGAAUACUAUAAGUGUAUGGGGAGCAUAGACUACAUAUAUACCCUGUUACAAUUUAAAUUAAAAACUACCAUGCUUGAAUCAAAGCACAUUGAUAUUGUGAUAGAUACAACUGCAGAGCAGGAAAGUUCAGCUGACACUAUUGAUGUGAGACAGAAGCUUCCAGGACCUCCAUGUAAAAAGACAUGUAGUCAAAGUGACGUUUUGGCAAAUGAAACAAGUGAUGAGAUGCUGGCAAGAGUUUUGCAAGAAGAGGAAAAAUGGGAAAUAGAAAGACAGAAAGAGAAAGAAAAAGAAGAAUUUCAUAAAUUGCAGGUCUUAAUGAAACUAAUUCUAUUAAACCUUUUUUCAUUUACCUAAAUGAGUCCACUCAUAAAAGAGAAAGUGUUGGACAUUGUAGAUUCCCCUAAACAAAAUUGGUCUAAUAAUCUCUAGAAAUUUCCUAGUAACCAUUUGAAUAGAAAUUACUAUAAAUUCAUGUAAAUUAUAAAGUUUUCCAACUGGUGGGCUUUGGGUUGUUAAACUUGAUGGGUGCACUCCCAGCCCUUAAAUACAUUGCCUAGGUGAACUGUGCACAAGACUAUGUCACCAGAAUAUAAUUUGAUCUACCAUCCAAUGCAACUCAUUGUUAACCCAAUACCUUGUAACCUCUACUACUGAGUCUACCAUCCAAUGCAGCUCAUUGUUAACCCAAUACCUUGUAACCACUGGUCAAGCAAGUGUCACCAAAACCUAACAAAUCCAACUAAGUUUCUAACUUAUAAAGAAGAAAUAUAACCCACUAACCAAAGUUUAAGUUAAGUUGUUAUAAUAUUUUUAGCAUAAAUAUGGGAUGAAUUCAGCAUCAGGUUACGCCGACCAAUAUACUCAAUCCUUGAAUAAGGACGUCUCAAAAAAUAAACUGUCAAUGCCUGAAUAUUAUUCAAAGAAAGAAAAAUUGCUUGAUUCACUCUUGUCUGGAGAAGAAAGUGGGGAAACAUGUACCACAGGUAACAGGCACAAAGACUCUAUAUCACUCCUUAAAAACGUACCCAAAUUUCCACGAUUGGUUAAUGUGGUUAGAAAGAACCUUUCUCUAUUGGUAUAAAAUCCUGCAGAAAUUUGCAGUGAUUUAAUCCUUUCAAUUUUUAUUCAGGUGUUAUUAAUCAUUUACAACAACAGAUCAGAACAAAAGGACCAACACCCAACCACUUUGUCAGACUGUGUUGCCCAACAGAUCAUUUCUCAAGCAGUUACGGAGAUAAAAGCUGGGGUUGUGGCUAUAGGAAUUUACAGAUGUUACUAUCUGCUCUAAUUAAAUUAGAACAUUAUAAAGGCGCUAUUUCAAAAGGUAGUUUUGGUUAAGAUUGUAUAAAAAUAGAUACGCUUAUGUAUACAUACGAGCCAUUAUAGAUAUUGUUACAAAUUUGAAUUAUAAUGGUUGCAAAUAUGUACUAGAAAUAUUACAAAUAUAAAUUCGAAUUAUUGCCAAAAAUGAUUUGAAGGUUCUGCUCAAUAUUUAUGAUCUGUUUCAACUUUUCAGUUUGUCAAAACAUUCCUUCAAUUCCCACCAUCCAACAGUUAAUAGAAGAUGCCUGGCGUCACGGUAAGACAAUUAUUUUCAAGACAAGUUCUCUAAAUUCUAAUCAGAGAACAAGUUCUGUUAAAAAUACUAUUGUUUUAGGGUAUGAUCAGCAAGGCGCUGCACAACUUGAUCAUAAACUUACGAAAACGAAGAAAUGGAUUGGAGCGACUGAGAUUGCUGUAGCACUAAAGUUUAUUGGCUUGAGGUACACUUCAGGAUCCUUUUGUUCCAAGAGAACAUUUCCACAAAAUUUUUCAAUUUCCACUGUUGCAAACAGGUCAAACAGAAAUAUGCACUACAACUGGGUAUUAUGUGUCAAAAGAUGUCUUUCUGUUAUAGAGCUCAUAUUGUGGACUUUUAUCAAGCAACGGCAGCAGAUGGAACACACCCGGAACUUUUUGCUUGGAUGAAAAGAUAUUUCUCUAAAGAUUCAGCACAAAGUCCAGUUUACAUUCAACAUCAAGGUAGGAUCAAUGCUAUUGACUGAAUGCUGUCUUUGAUCUAAAAAAUUUUUCCCGGAAAUGUUGGCAAAUAACAUAAAUUCAAGUUUUCAAAAGUGCCCUUUGCCGGGGCAAAAAAUGCAAUUUUAAUGAAAAUUUUUCACGCAAAAAAGGGCACUUUGCUCCCGGAAAAAGGGCACUUGCCAAAACUUGGGGGGCCUGCCCCCCAGUUCCUACGCCUCUGGUGAAGAACAAGCCAUGUUUCAUUCACAGGUCAUAGUCGGUUGGUUGUUGGAUUUGAAGAACGUUAUACGAAGAUAAAAACACAGCAUCUAAUCCUCUUCGAUCCGUCUCAUCCGCCUAAAAAGAUGCAAGAAGUGUUCGGAGGAGAAAGAAAACAAAACACUGGCUUUAAUAUGCUCAGAAAAACUACGAAACAAAUGAAAUCCAAGCAGUACCAAUUGGUUUAUGUUGAUGGAAUUAUGACAGAAGCUGAAAAACAGGUACUAUGGAUAAAUAUGACAAAAAAUAUAAUAAUUUUCUUUCAAAGAUGGUUACGAAUUAAAAUGUUAGUUACGAGGUAAAAAUUGUGGCUUCGAGACACCGCUUUCAGUGUAAAAUUUAUUCUCGAUGAAGAUUAAAACCUAUGAUUAGUAAUCAACUUCUAGUUAUUUUGAGUGAGUUUUUCUUCUUUUCUAGGACAGUAAAACUUUGUCAUCGGUGAGAAUACCAUGAUGUUGGCAAAAUCAGAACGAAACCAAUUGUACAUAGUCAUAGAAAAACUGUUGAUAUUUGAUAAGUUAAAGAUAUUUUCUAUUGUUACUGUAAAAAAUGUUGUGUUACCAAAAAAUAAACUUUUGUAAAUUUUCGUUAUUUAAAAUAAAAACGUAAGGACGGCCUUAGUAAGGUUCUAGAGAAGUAUAUCACAUUACUAUAAACAAGUAGUAUAAAAGGUAUAUGGAAACUUGUUACCGAUAGAGUACAAGGGAGUUAGCCAGAGAAACGCCUGAUUCUUAAUAAGAAAACACGCAUCUUUCACCCUGUGGGCAGAGCCUCCAGAAAGCGAGAGAAAAUGAGGCUCUGCUCGCAGGGUACGUUCUCUGGACCAAGUCAAAUAAACGUAUUAGACUAGGCAGCCGUAGGUUCACACUAUACCAGAGUGAAAUAAUGCCAGCAGAAUUUGGGUGUGUUCACACUACGCCUUUACAGUUUGUUUACAAAUUAAAUUAGCACUCACGUGAACCCAAAAUAUUUCAAAUAGAGCAAAGGAGAAACUUAAAACAAAAAACAUUGAAAUUGACUGUUUUGAGACCCAAGAUGCAUUGGAAUUGACUGUUUUGAGACCCAAGAUGCAAGCGGUACAAAAAAGUAACGGUGUUUGGGUAGAUACCUCAUUUGAUCCUUAUCAGUUUUUGCACCGCAAUAAUUAGAGCUGAUUUUGCUCUAUUUGAGAUAUUUUGCAGUAUUCGGGGUUACAGGUUAGGGGCGGGGUUAGGUAUUAGCCUUGAUACAUAAUAAUAGAGGUCACACCAAGUACAUACAGGCGUUUGUGUUUUACAAGCGCCCCGUUUUCAUCUCGCUCCGUUUAGAAACCGUGCUCAAAUUGUUACGGCAAAAGUGACGUUUUCAAACAAUUUUGCUCCGCCUUAGUGUAAAUAUGACUUUUCUGCGCCGUUUUCAAAUCACUCAGGCGUUGUGUGAAUCACCAUACUGGCAUAUUUCAAGGUAUAAAUUAUGCAUUUAUAUGCUUUGCACAACUCCACACACCUACUAAUUUCAUUCACUUUUCUUUUUCGUAGAAAUCUACAUCUCUUGAAAUUAAAUGUAUCUGUUUUAUAUUCUUCGUUGCCCCUAAUUCUAGGCAUCUCUUUUACUAUUUACACAGUCAACACUCCAAAUGUUUAUAGAAUUUUACAAUUCUUAAAUUAUAGUGAAUAUUUACUUUGCUGGCUUUUAUAUUUCACUUCAAAGCAUUUCUUUCACUUUCAGAGGGGAUCUUCCACUUUCAAAUAAAGGGCGAAUCAUCCACUUUCGGGGCUCACGAAUUAACUCUCUCAAAUUCUACUGCUUUCGCAUUCGGGGGGAACGAUUUAAGGGGGCUCUUCCACUUUCAGGGGUUCGCAUUCUUCUUUCGUUCACUCUCUCUCUUUCACAUUAAUGUGGCUCUCCUGAUCUGGUCAUAAUUCAAUCUUAUGAUCUUUCUAUAUCUUUCUAUGUUCCAUCAAAACUGAAAGCCUUGCUGUGGCAGAUCAACACCUUGUCCAAACUGAAAUUGUCCUUCAUCAGUGGUGGCUUGUGGUGCUAGUUUUUCAUCCUCGUCUUCGGCGUUGAAGAAAUUCUCCAAGAUUUCAAACGUCUUCUUAUAGAUAUCUUCAUUUUCAUGACUUUGAAGGAAUUCAAUUUUGUCCAGACCUGGCCGAAGAAAAUUUACAAAAUAAUGAUCAAAGAAUUAGAUCACAGUAGACAUAGCAAAAAUCGUGAGCCGAGUUGACUUACCAUAACUUUCUUCAACCAUUAAAGCAUAUUUAUUUGGUUCUCCACUUUGUUUGGCAUCAACUUCGCCAACUUUGAGAAUAUUUUCCAGACCAUUGAGUGCAACGCGGAUGAUUUUCAUAUCCAUGACCGUGAGAAGGUCACAUAACGGAGGAAUACAACCUUGAUCGACAAGAUAUCUUUUCAAAUCAAAUCAAAGAUAUUAGUAUAGGAUGCUUCCACAUUUGGAGUUAUAAAAAGAAAUUAAACAUUUCUAAUUGAGUUCUAAAUGAAUUCUUAUUGUUUCCAAUUAUGUAUUCUAAUUGUUGAAAUUGCUUACCUGAUUUGUUCUGGGGUUCCUCCAGAUGUAGCGUUAGUAACUGCCCACGCAGCUUCUUUCCUUGUUUUGAAUUCUGCUUUACCAAGUAUUUCUAUCAACAUUGGAAUGAUGUUUGCAUCAAUCACCAUCUAAACG